CGUCCUGUUCCGGAAGAGGAUGAGCAGUAACCAGUUCAACAAGGGCCCCAGCUACGGCUUGUCUGCGGAAGUCAGAAAUCGGCUUGCCCAGAAAUAUGACCCACAGAAGGAAGCAGAAUUACGGGUAUGGAUAGAAAACCUCACCGGGAGGCAGAUUGGCCCUGAUUUCCAGAAGGGGCUAAAAGAUGGCGUCAUACUUUGCGAAUUAAUAAACAAACUACAGCCUGGUUCAAUAAAGAAAAUCAACACCUCUUCUCUCAACUGGCAUCAGCUGGAGAAUCUCUCCAACUUCAUCAAGGCCCUACUUAGCUAUGGCUUGAAGCCUGUCGAUCUGUUUGAAGCCAACGAUCUGUACGAGAGCGGAAACAUGACUCAAGUGCAGGUGUCGCUCCUUGCUUUGGCAGGCAUGGCAAAAACAAAAGGUAUUGAAAGUGGGAUGGACAUUGGGGUGAAAUAUUCGGAAAAACAGGAGAGAGCCUUUGACGAUGAAAAACUCAAGGCUGGACACUGUGUCAUCGGUCUACAGAUGGGCACCAACAAGUGCGCUAGCCAGUCAGGAAUGACUGCCUAUGGAACCAGGAGGCAUCUCUAUGAUCCCAAGAACCAGAUACUACCCCCAAUGGACCAUUCCACCAUCAGUUUGCAGAUGGGUACCAAUAAGUGUGCUAGCCAGGUGGGCAUGACGGCUCCAGGAACCCGCCGGCACAUCUAUGAUUCCAAGCUGGGCACAGACAAAUGCGAUGACAGCUCCAUGUCCCUCCAGAUGGGCUCCAAUCAGGGUGCCAACCAGAGCGGGCAGGUGUUUGGUUUGGGUCGCCAAAUCUAUGACCCCAAGUAUUGCCCCCAAAGCAACGCUGGGGUGGCAAGCAACGCAGCCCCAAUUGAGGAUCAGAACUCAGCCAACUAUUAUUACUAUCAGGAGGACCAGUGAACUGGAUGUAUUCUCUCCCUUGCCCUGUUUUCUCUUCU
This is a messenger RNA of Protobothrops mucrosquamatus (brown spotted pit viper), 969 nucleotides long. It is a transcript of the gene CNN2, whose product is annotated as calponin 2. Gene Ontology annotation, molecular function: actin binding. The coding region runs from base 20 to 931 and encodes 303 amino acids. Lineage: Eukaryota; Metazoa; Chordata; Lepidosauria; Squamata; Viperidae. The transcript has 7 exons. Gene Ontology annotation, biological process: actomyosin structure organization. The record is from RefSeq and is a predicted model, not a curated record.